GCAGCAGCAACAACACCAGCAACAACAAGCAGAGACACUGGGACGAGGAGGAGAAGCCGCCGACCAUGGGCAUCAAGGUUGUGAUCUUCGGCUCCACGGGCAUGACGGGGCUGGCCACCCUCCGCCUGGCCCUGGCCGCAGGCCAUGAUGUGACUGUCCUGGUCCGUGACCCGGCCAGACUGCCCGCAGAGCACACGGGGGUCAACGUCGUUGUGGGUGACGUCCUGGUCAAGGACGAUGUCCAAAAGGCCGUCAAAGGUCAAGACGGGGUCAUCGUCAUUCUGGGAACCAGGAACGAUCUGAGCCCCACGACUAUGAUGUCGGAGGGAACCAGGAACAUUAUUGAAGCAAUGAAGGCCCACAGUGUGAGAAAGAUAGUGGGCUGUAUGUCAACAUUCCUGUUGUGGGAUGAAGCCAAGGUCCCUCCACGUCUCCUGGAUGUGACCAAAGACCACCAGAGGAUGUAUGAAGUGCUGAAGAAGUCUGGCCUUGACUACGUUGCUGUGUUCCCACCUCACAUUGAUGAUGCGUUGCCGCUGACGGAGAACUACGCCGUGGCAGUCGGUGAAAGGGGAGGCCGAGUCAUCUCCAAACACGACCUGGGCCACUUCUUCCUCAAGUGCCUGACUACCUCAGAGUACGACGGGAAAUUUGUCUGCGUUUCCGGCACCUACCAGUCCUAGUGACUCCAGCACGCAGUCUCCUCAACGUUGCAAGCCUCUAAGGCUGCAUUACAUCCUUUUACAUUCUACUCCUCUCGAAAUGAAUGAUAGCAUUGCAUUUGCCUUUCGUACCUGUCGACACAACCUGCAAAUUAACCUGCAGUAACUCAGCAGGACAGGCAUGGUCCAGCAUCUCUGGAGAGAAGGAGUGGGUGACAUUUCUGGUCGAGACCCUUCUUCAGACUCAACUCCAGAACUUCCUUCUAAACUUUGAGAAGCACAAAAAGCUGGAGUCUAAAGGGUCUGUCCCACUUUCACGACCUAAUUCACAACCUUUUUUACUCGUGGACAUUUUUCAUCAGGCUAGAAAAACGACCCGACCUACUUGAUGCCACGAGUACCUACGACUAGCAUCACGGCCUGCUAGGCCCUCGUGACGACCAUGCUGUGAGUAUGAGUCAAGGGCAAACUCAGCAGAGGUCAUGAAAGUGGGACAGGCCCUUUAGGAAGGGUCUCGACCCGAAAUGUCAUCUAUUCCUUCUCUCCAGAGAUGCUGCCUGUCCCGCUGAGUUACUCCAGCAUUUUGUGUCUAUCUUCGAUUUAACCCAACAUCUGCAGUUCUUUCCUACACUGCAAAUGAACCUUUUGGGAAUCCUGCACCAGCACUCCCAGGCCUGGGGCUGGAUCUGCACCACUCAAUAUCUGAAUCCUCUCCUUGUUUAGACACCAGCACGCAGGGGAGGAGCUGUUCACACCUCUCGACAGAAAUUAUCAAUAAAAAAAUCUCUAAUCCGCC
Messenger RNA from Leucoraja erinaceus (little skate), 1458 nucleotides. It is a transcript of the gene blvrb, whose product is annotated as biliverdin reductase B. The transcript is spliced from 5 exons. The record is from RefSeq and is a predicted model, not a curated record. The coding region runs from base 66 to 683 and encodes 205 amino acids. Lineage: Eukaryota; Metazoa; Chordata; Chondrichthyes; Rajiformes; Rajidae.